AUGCACAUCGCCGUGGUCCCCGCAUCGUCCCAAACCGGCAAAGCGACCAUUCGAGUCCUCCUCAACGACCAGCAAGUCGCUCCGACAGUCCAAGGCGUGUAUCGCAAUCUGUCCAAGGUGCCGUCAGAAUUUACCUGCCAUACGAACUUUCGCUCCGUGCAGGGUAAUAUUGGAGACGUCACGACGCUUGACUUUUCCGGCAUCGAUGCCGUUUUUUUGACUCCCCCGCCUUGCUACGAUGGCUCGGAUAGUGUGGAAUUCACGCGGUCUGUAUGCAAUAAUGUCAAGGCUGCAAUUCAGAAAUCGGGAACGGUCAAACGAUUGGUGCUACUUUCGAGUGUUGGGGCCCAGCUCCCCUCAGGGACGGGAGAAAUCGUGACAAACCACACUGCAGAAACCAUCCUCCGAGACGCAGCACCGGAGGUUGUUUUCGUCAGGUGUGCCUAUUUCAUGGAAAAUUGGGCCACUGUGCUUGAAACGAUCAAGUCUGAGCAUCCGUUCUUCUUCUCCACUAUUACCCCGCUGGAUUACAAAGUGAAUAUGGUUGCCGUGAAAGACAUUGCUCAAUCUGUUGCCGCUCAGCUUCUCGCCACCUCGUCUCCACAGACUCUCCCGGAAUCCCCGUAUAUCUACGAGCUCUACGGGCCCAGACUGUAUACCCCGCGCGAUGUCCAGGCGGCAUUCCAGCAAGCAGCGGGUAAAGAUGUCGAAAUCAAGCCGGUCGAAAAGUCGGAGCUGAGGGAGUUUUUUGGGAAGGUUCUGCCUCCGUCGCUCGCUGAUGGAUUUACCGAGAUGACUGUCUCGUUUCUACCGGGGGGUGUGAUGACGCAGGAUGUCUUGGAUAAAUUUAAUCCUAUUGUGAAGCGUGGGAAGACGGAGUUGGUGGAGGUAAUUGGGGAGCUAUAUCGGGGUUGA
Aspergillus tanneri is the source of this 915-nucleotide messenger RNA. RefSeq lists its product as uncharacterized. Lineage: Eukaryota; Fungi; Ascomycota; Eurotiomycetes; Eurotiales; Aspergillaceae. The coding region runs from base 1 to 915 and encodes 304 amino acids. The transcript is spliced from 3 exons. The record is from RefSeq and is a predicted model, not a curated record.